Molecule: messenger RNA, 1902 nt
Organism: Strongylocentrotus purpuratus (purple sea urchin)
Lineage: Eukaryota; Metazoa; Echinodermata; Echinoidea; Camarodonta; Strongylocentrotidae
Exons: 1
Coding region: 279-1040 (253 amino acids)
Source: RefSeq, a predicted model, not a curated record
UGUAAACAUUGAUUUCAAAGUACUCCAUGCAUGAUAUGUGCGUGUAUGGGAGCCUAAAACCAGCGCCAAACUCUUCACCACUCGUAAAGUCAACACUGAUUGGUGGACCGGUAUCACGUGGUUGGUUGCCAUCCACACAUAUUGGGCCCGUGCCGGCGCCCACCUAGAGAGAGAGACAAACCAACAGUCAUUUAUCAUUACAACCAAAUCCAGACUGGCAGCUCGAACUGGUCGGAAUAUACCGUCAUUACUCUCAAUCGGCGGACUUGAUUCUGGCCAUGGAUAAAUCGUCGACGACGACUGCUAGCACACCGUAUGCCGACUAUACCUCACCAGAUCAAACCAGCAUGUAUUCUGGAGUGAGAGGGCUUGAUUAUUGCAGCGCUGCCGUAUCGCAGGGGGUAGGGCUCUACCAGGGCCAUGCCAAGUCGUACGGGGGCCUCGACCCGCAAGGAUUCGAUGGCCAUCUCGUAUCGGGCAUCGGAGUUCAAAGCACCACUAACUCGUACUCACACCUUGGUGAUAGUCGACAUCGACUUCACGAUUACAACCCGCCAUCGACCUGCAACUCGAUGUCCAGUAUGAACUAUGUUUAUAACCGUUCGGCGUAUGCUUACCCCGGUUCCGUCAAUCAUUACGGGAACUCCGAGACCGAAUACCCCCACAUCCACAAACAUGUCCGAAGUCCCACGUCGGCGGUGUCGUGUGCGACGUCGGGGGUCAACUUUAAUGGUAGCUACAAUAGCGAUUCGCCGUCGAUAACGAACCUUGAUUCACCGUCACCAACGUCGUGUGCGUUAGGGUCCGGGCAAGAACCGACCAGCGGACAACCAAUAGGCUCUAACGGAGCUGCGACGGACGAUGAGGCGAGAGCGACUGCCAUUACGAACGGGAGGUCGCCAACAUCAAGCUCGAAUGGCGAGGCGCAGUCACCAUCAGGGGAAGGUGGUCUUUACAAAUGGAUGAGGAUAAAAAGAAAUCCUCCCAAAACAGGUCAGUCUCAAGACAUUUCUGUAUUUUGCUUCAUUUUCUUUUCUUAAAGGAUGUGCAUUGUUGUGAUGACAUGCGACCUGCAGCGCGUGUACACUGAAAGAGGUCGAACGACGAUCGAGAUGUCGCGCUCGACUAGCAGUUCGUAUCUUUAAUAUUCAUGUUAGGCCCUCCCGCCAAGCCUAGGCGUUAAAACCCAUUUCCAACGUCCUUUAUUAAGACAUCUUAGAGAUCUGUCUCAAAUACCAUCACACAGAAGCAUAAGACACACAACAAAUCAUAACACUUAAUCAAAACAAGAGAAAUGAGCGUGCAUUCUGCGUGCUUGUUACAUAUUAUCGCCAUAGGGGAAGAUUUACGGUAAGCUGCUUCAGCUUAUCUUGGCUUAGGGCGCACUACACUAAAUACACUACCCAGUAGAUCAGCGGCAAUUUGAGAACAAAUACCUGAUGAUUUGUAAAAAUUACGAUGAUGCCCGGUGAUUCCUCAUAUUUUAUUGCGAUUGAUAUAAGAGGCUCGAAUAUUGCUUUCGGCGAAUGACAAUACCUUAACGAUUUAUGCGCUUAUUUUACAGACAACGACUGCGUGAGUCACUGAAUAGAUUUAGUAGUGUAUAAAAAGGUUUGUUGUUAUCGAAACAGUAUUUUGCUGUAAUUAUGCAACAAAUGAUAAGCUGAGAUUUUCAUACAUUAAUGAAAUUAAUGAUGAUGUAAUGAUGGGAUUACUAUAUAUAUUGACGAUCUACCAAUGUAAUUGCUUUUUUUGUAUUGUUAUGAUAGAAGAGCGUGGUUGAAGUUUAUUAAAUAUAUUUAUAUCGUAGUAAAAUACAAUCGUCGACAUUUGUAUCAGUAGCUUUUUAAGUAAAUGCCUUAUUCACUAGACGGCGUUGAUUAAUUAAUUAGAUGAAAGGAA